AAAUGAUCCUCGAUCUGGUGUCUUACCUCAGGAGCUCCGCCAAGCUGACCUAAAAAUUUCUCGAUUCUUAUAUUAAUCUAGUCCUAUUUCUUAAACUGUUUAUAGUAUUUAUAGUAGCUGAUAGUAUAUUAUAAUAUUCUCAUUCGAAACGCUUUUUAUAACACUAGUUUUAUUUUAUUUUGUUCUAGAACACCCGCUUCUAGCCGGUUAGCCCAUUAGCAUCGCUAGCCCGUUAGCACAGCUACCACAAGUUUGUUUACGCUUCUCACCGAUUAUUUCUGUUACACUACUGCUCUAAAACACCAUGUCGGUUGUGUGUCUGCCUUUGAGUGCAGGUGAGGAUACACCCGAGCUGCACUCGGUGGAUCUGGAGUUGGAGGCCGUGGAGAAACAGAUCCGCGACCUACAGGUGAAGCAGGCCCAGCUGCGACAGCGGAAAGCCGCGCUGGAAUCGUCCCGGACUGACGCUCACCUGUCCCAGGUAAAUCCGCGGCGGGAAACAAACACUCCCAAAACCUCAACUCCGCGUAUUUCUCUGUCCAGGCCUAGUGCACCAAGGUCGCGGCCCGCCCAGGUUUCGUUCACUCCGGCGCCGGGGUACCACGGAGCCUGGAUGCAGCAGCAGCGGAAGACACGAGCCAGGACCCGGGCGAGGACCUCUCCCCCUCCGCCGCCACCCGUUUUCGAGAUCUCGACCAGGAACCGCUUCGCUCCACUUCGCGAGUCGGAAAGCGACGCGGUGAUCAUCGGAGACUCCAUCGUCCGGCACGUCCGUGCUACCACGGCUAAAGGUAAGGUGCGCACUCGCUGUUUUCCUGGUGCUCGUGUUCUCGAUGUCGCUGCACAGGUACCCGCGAUACUGAAUGGGAAGAACAUCGGAGCUGUGGUCCUCCAUGCUGGCACGAACGACACCAGGCUGAGGCAGACGGAGAUCCUGAAGAAGGACUUCAGAAGCCUGAUUGAGAAGGUACGCAGCACAUCGCCCACGACGAGGAUCAUCGUGUCAGGACCGCUUCCCACGUUCCAGCGAGGAAUUGAGAGGCUCUACCACACUGACGGCCUGCACCCAAGCAGAGCUGGAGCAGCGGUCCUCUCGGACAACAUCUCUAGGACACUACGCACCAUCUGACUGGUAAGCCAUACCUUAGAUUGCAAUUAUAAUGGCCACUGUCCAACUCACCAGACUGAUACAAUUGGCUUAACCCAACCGUCUGCUAGCUGCCUAGAGUCGUCACCUAGGGUACAUAGCAUUGAGACUGUGUCUGUUCCCCGUGCUGUAUUAAAAUUAAGAAAGAAUAAAGUCUGUUUUAGCAAUUUAAUAAACAUACCUACAUUAGAUAAUAAUACUGAGAGUGCAGCCUGCACCUCUACUCUAAAGCUAGGUUUGCUAAAUAUCAGAGCUCUUGAGUCUAAAACGCUCUUAGUUAAUGAACUGAUCACGGACCAGGAGUAUGACGCGUUAUGUUUAACAGAAACGUGGAUUAGGCAGAACAAUUAUGUUGCAUUAAAUGAAGCUAGUCCGCCCGCUUAUAGCUACAUACAUCAGCCUCGUUUAACCGGUAGAGGAGGAGGCGUCGCAGUUAUUCAUAAGGAUAAUCUGACCAUCAUACAGAAACUAGGACAAAACUUUAAUUCAUUUGAAGCACUUUAUAGUAACAUAAGUGCAGUCGCUAAUGAUAAGUCAUCACAAUCCCUUCCGUUAGUUAUUAUCUACAGACCCCCAGGACCGUACUCUGAAUUUCUUAGUGAAUUUACAGAUUUCCUAUCAAACCUAGUUGUUUCUGUGGACCGAGCGAUAAUUACUGGAGACUUUAACAUUCAUUUUGAGAAUAUAGGCAACCCGCUGAAGAUAGCGUUUACAUCCAUACUUGACUCAUUGGGAGUCAAUCAGUGUGUUGUAGGAUCCACACAUAAAGCAGGUCAUACGUUAGACUUAAUAUUAUCUUUUGGAGUUAAUAUAACAGAUAUAGUGAUAAUCCCGCAGUCUGAGGCAAUAUCAGAUCACAGUCUGAUUUCGUUUUGUGUGUGUCACAGUAGCAUUGUACACACAGAACCGCGCUACCGAUUUAGCCGUACAAUAACACCUGCGACCGCGCAGAGCUUUAUUAAUCACCUACCAGAAUUAUCCGCUAAUAUAGGGUCACCUUCAGACCCUUUAGAACUCGAACAGGCGACAGAAUUUUUAGAGUCGACAUUCCGCUGUACCUUAGAUAAUGUAGCCCCACUUAGAAGAAAAACAAUUAAAGAUAAGAAACUCGCUCCGUGGUAUAGUGACCACACCCGCUCUCUAAAACAGAACGCCCGAAAGCUAGAGCGUAAAUGGCACCAGACCAAACUCCUAGCGUUUAAAAUAGCAUGGAAAGACAGUAUUUUAGCCUAUAAAAAAAGCUCUAAGGCAAGCUAGGUCCACUUACUUAUCAACGCUUAUAGAAAAUAAUAAAAGUAAUCCUAAAUUCUUAUUUAACACCAUAGCAGAAUUAACUAGGAAUAA
Molecule: messenger RNA, 2491 nt
Organism: Pangasianodon hypophthalmus (striped catfish)
Lineage: Eukaryota; Metazoa; Chordata; Actinopteri; Siluriformes; Pangasiidae
Exons: 2
Coding region: 305-1129 (274 amino acids)
Source: RefSeq, a predicted model, not a curated record